Molecule: messenger RNA, 2247 nt
Organism: Myotis brandtii (Brandt's bat)
Lineage: Eukaryota; Metazoa; Chordata; Mammalia; Chiroptera; Vespertilionidae
Gene: NAPB
Product: N-ethylmaleimide-sensitive factor attachment protein, beta
Exons: 11
Coding region: 90-986 (298 amino acids)
Biological process (GO): synaptic transmission, glutamatergic; SNARE complex disassembly; intracellular protein transport
Cellular component (GO): vacuolar membrane; synaptobrevin 2-SNAP-25-syntaxin-1a complex; terminal bouton
Molecular function (GO): soluble NSF attachment protein activity; syntaxin binding
Source: RefSeq, a predicted model, not a curated record
CCUGCGCGCGCCGCCUUGCAAGAAGGGAGCGAAGGCGUGGUAGGCGCACUCAGCCGGCAGAGGAGGCUGUGGCGGCGGCGUUAGGAAGUAUGGACAACGCUGGGAAGGAGCGCGAGGCAGUCCAGCUGAUGGCGGAUGCCGAAAAGCGACUUAAGGCCUCCCACUCCUUCCUCCGAGGGCUGUUUGGAGGAAACACAAGAAUAGAAGAGGCUUGUGAAAUGUAUACCAGAGCUGCAAAUAUGUUCAAGAUGGCUAAAAAUUGGAGUGCUGCAGGAAAUGCAUUUUGUCAGGCAGCCAAACUCCAUAUGCAGCUUCAGAGCAAACAUGAUUCUGCCACCAGCUUUGUGGAUGCUGGGAAUGCUUACAAAAAGGCAGACCCUCACGAGGCUAUCAACUGCUUAAAUGCAGCCAUCGACAUUUACACAGACAUGGGAAGGUUUACAAUCGCAGCCAAACACCACAUUACUAUUGCUGAGAUUUAUGAGACUGAACUUGUAGACAUCGAGAAGGCUAUUGCACAUUAUGAACAAUCAGCUGAUUAUUACAAAGGAGAAGAAUCCAACAGUUCAGCUAACAAGUGUCUGCUAAAGGUGGCAGCAUAUGCUGCCCAGCUUGAGCAAUACCAGAAAGCCAUCGAGAUCUAUGAGCAGGUUGGGGCAAACACCAUGGAUAAUCCUCUGUUGAAGUACAGUGCAAAGGAUUACUUCUUUAAAGCUGCCCUCUGUCACUUCAUAGUCGAUGAGUUGAAUGCCAAGCUGGCUCUUGAGAAAUAUGAGGAAAUGUUUCCAGCAUUUACUGAUUCAAGAGAAUGUAAAUUAUUGAAAAAACUUCUAGAAGCUCAUGAAGAACAGAACAGUGAAGCUUACACUGAAGCAGUGAAGGAAUUUGACUCAAUAUCUCGCUUGGAUCAGUGGCUUACUACCAUGUUGCUUCGUAUCAAAAAGUCCAUCCAAGGGGAUGGAGAAGGAGACGGAGACCUAAAGUGAAACAUUUAUACGUCUUUGUGGCAUGCAGCUAACUCCUUUUUAGUUCCUCUUAGGGCCAAGUGAUCUUUAUGGGAUGCCCAUCUAAUGGCUUACUUUUGUUGCACAUGAACCAAACGAUGCGUGUGUGUUUGCCGUGUUUAUAUCACUGUUAAGCAAAUGGAUAAAAGAAUCUCCUGUGCAUAUUGUGGGUGUAAUGGGCUAUUUCAUGCUUGCCAGAGUCCCCAGCGUUUCCCGAGUCCUACUUCAGAAUUUUAUUGUUUGAUAUUUGCAGAGUCAUGUUUAGUUUUGCCACAUAUUCUGUCCUUUUUCUUGGACUUGAGUAUCUAACCCAAUUUGCUCUAAUCGCUGCUUUGCAUACUCUCUGUAAAUCUGCAUCUGGAUGUAUUCUCUAAGUGUAUGUAUUUAGUUUAGGGUGGUUGUUAGGAAUCAGUUGAUGACUUUCUUUAUUAUAAAUUUGUUGUUGUUACCUUGUGAUUUUUUGAUGAUACUAAUGACCAGUUUCUGCUUUUGAUAUUGUUCCCUAUGCUAACAUGCAUGUGAAAAUUCGGAACACAGGUCUGCCUGCAUCACUUAAACUUGCUUAUGUGUGUGGAUGAAUGUCAAGGUGGGUUUGACUGCUUUGUAUUUACACACACACACAAAUAUAUAAGAUCUAUGAGAAACGGAAAUUUUCCUUUUCCUAGACCUGGUUUCACUUUUAGUUGGCGGGGAAAUCCCUUUUUUUAUAUUCACAUAAAGGUGGUGUAACUGGCAUACCCCUUCUCUUUACUUUCAUGGUCAUACUCUUUCCCACAUUGAGAUGCCUUCCUUUAUGCCACAGUCAUGCACAUCCUCACUAGGCCCAGAGAUUAUAAGUCAAAGCAUGAGAAAGGGUUUCAGUAAUUUUAUCCACUUAUCGACCAUGAUGGGUUAGGUAGGGUAUAUAUGGUACAGAGGUUUACUAUAUGCCUCCAACUAGCUUCUCAGGAGACUGUAUUUUCUUCUUAGCUGAUGGGAUUGUUUUAGCUUUUGUAUUUGAACUUUGAAUUCUAUCCUUUUAUUUUACAUGAUAAGUGCUCUAUUAAUUUACGAACUUGACCCCUACCCAUUAUGUUACAUGCUGACAUUGUACUGAGAUGUGAUCUUGUUUUUUGAAUCUCCUUUGUACAUAUUUUUUUCUUGUUAAUUCUCACCCAAGGAUAUUUUUUCCCAUUGAUUUUUUUAGAGAGAGUGAAUGGGAGGGGUGGCGAGAGAGGCGGGGGAGAAACAUUGAUGUGAGAAA